AUGUCCCUUGAUUUAGACUCAGUUAGACAGGCUCGUUCUACUUCUCCCGAAGCAGAAAGCCAAGCUCGACCAAGGCGUGACAAGGGAACAGUUGGAACCAACAGUUCUGUGACUACUCGCGAUUGCUCCUUUGUGCCCAAAUACACCAAACUGGACUUCCCUCGCUAUAACGGCACGAAAGAUCCUCUUGGGUGGAUUAGCAGGUGUCAACACUUCUUCAAGCAUCAGUCCACUCCUGAUGAUGAACAAGUGGGACUGGCUUCUUACCACCUUGAAGGAAUUGCCCAAUUGUGGUACUUACAGUUAAUCCAGGAUGUUCCAAAUCCUACUUGGGCUGAGUUUGUUGACCAAUGUAAUCUUCGUUUUGGACCCCCUAUUCGCAGCAACAAGUUAGGGGAGCUUGCCAAAUUGAAGCAGACAGGAACGGUGGAGGAUUAUCAAACUAAAUUUGAGAUUUUGAUUUCGAGGGCUGGUACCUUAGAUUCCAAUCAGAAAGUUCAGCUAUAUAUUAGUGGAUUACAGAAAUACAUAGCAGUGGAAGUCGAGCUACACCAGCCAAAAGACUUAGCCACCGCCAUGAGUAUGUCACGCCUGUAUGAACGCAAGCUCUACUCCAAGAGUGUUGGCCAACGCGAGGUCAGACGUCCCGCUCCCUUUUCAGAACACCGCCCUGGCCGUACCAUCAAACGACUCACCCCAGACGAAAUGGAUGAGAGACGGAAGAAAGGACUGUGCUUUAACUGUGAUGAGCCGUUUGUAUGCGGACAUCAAUGCAAACGCCUAUUUUUGAUUGAUCUGGAUGACGGCAGUAAGUCUGAUGCGGAGUCCGAUUCCGAUUCUCCACCAGAAAUCUCUCUCCAUGCCAUUACUGGAACUCGCAAUUCCCAGUCUAUGCGACUUCUAGGUUGUUGGCACGGUAGGCAAGUACUGAUCUUGGUUGAUUCGGGAAGCACCCAUAGUUUUGUCUCGGAUUCUGUGGUGGCCAAUUUGCAGGUUACAGUGGAUGCGAAGGAUGGGUUACGGGUGAAAGUUGCGAACGGUGAACAACUUCACAGUCCUGGUCUUUGCAAAGGCGCACCGAUUGAAUUGGGAAACUCUGUUUUCACGGUGGAUUUAUUUGUGUUACAGCUCACUGGUUUUGACUUGGUGGCUUUUACGGGUAUAGACAGCAAAUCAGAAACAAAUUCAUCCCUCAAUUCCCUUUCACCAUCUGCUGCUCGCGAUCAUCAUCUGCACCAAUUAUUAGCUGAAUUUGCUGCAAUCUUUGAAGCUUCCACAGGUCUCCCACCUGCUCGCCACUGUGACCAUAGGAUUCCUCUAGCUCCAAAUACCAAACCCGUAGUGGUUCAUCCUUACCGAUACCCACACAACCAAAAAGAUGAGAUCGAGCGACAGUGUACUGCUAUGCUGGAUCAAGGGAUUAUUCGUCCCAGCCGAUCACCUUUUUCUUCUCCGGUACUUCUGGUUCCUAAAGCUGACAAAACUUGGCGCCUCUGCGUGGAUUACAGGGAACUUAACGCAAGAACUAUCAAAUACAAAUUUUCAAUUCCUAUGAUUGAAGAGCUUCUGGAUGAAUUGGGAGGGGCAAAGUAUUUCACCAAAUUGGAUUUGGUUUCUGGGUACUUCCAAGUUGGCAUGCAUCCACCAGAUAUUGAGAAGACCGCAUUCAGAACUCACCAUGGCCAUUUUGAAUUUUUGGUCAUGCCAUUCGGGCUAUCAAAUGCUCCUUCCACAUUCCAGACUUUAAUGAAUGAGGUAUUUCAUGCCCACUUGCGCAAAUUUGUUUUAGUCUUCUUUGACGACAUUCUGGUUUUCAGUAAAUCUUGGGAUGACCAUAUGCAACAUCUGUGA
Molecule: messenger RNA, 1851 nt
Organism: Manihot esculenta (cassava)
Lineage: Eukaryota; Viridiplantae; Streptophyta; Magnoliopsida; Malpighiales; Euphorbiaceae
Exons: 2
Coding region: 1-1851 (616 amino acids)
Biological process (GO): proteolysis
Molecular function (GO): aspartic-type endopeptidase activity
Source: RefSeq, a predicted model, not a curated record